This is a messenger RNA of Linderina pennispora, 836 nucleotides long. RefSeq names its product glutathione S-transferase. The record is from RefSeq and is a predicted model, not a curated record. The coding region runs from base 163 to 753 and encodes 196 amino acids. The transcript has 3 exons. Gene Ontology annotation, cellular component: cytoplasm. NCBI's taxonomy places the organism in Eukaryota, Fungi, Kickxellomycota, Kickxellomycetes, Kickxellales, Kickxellaceae.
GUUGCUGAAUUUGCGAUAAAACCGUACUGGCUGCUGUCGUCACCCCUCACAUCCAGAUAUAUAAAGUGAUAGCUGGUCUUCGUUUCUUCUUGAAAAAAGCAUACCAAUUCUUUGUGCACUGACAACAUCACUAGGCCAUCUUUAAAUCCCACCGAUUUUACCAUGUCUGACACCACCGCUUACCCCGCGCUCUGCGUGCUCUGGAAUUUGUCCAAGGUUCCUCACAAGCUCGUCGAGAUUGACCUGAAAAACAAGCCUGACUGGUACCAUCUCGUCAACCCCCAGCUCAAGUUUGUCGCUGACCAGUUCCCUGAAUCUCAGCUGAUCCCCACCGACGCUAUCGAGCGUGCCCAGCUGAGACUCUUUGUUGAAAUCUUCAGCAGCCGUGUGAUUCCUCAUAUUUUUGGCUCCCUGAGGGCCGGCACCAAGGAUGCUCAGGAGGAGCAGAUCCAGAAGCUUCUGAGCGGUCUGCGUGAAGUCAGCGACGAGCUGGUCAAGCAGUGGGAGCGCCCAAGCGGCAAGAGUGGACCGUUCUGGUUCGGUGACAAGUUUUCGCUUGCCGAGGUCGACACUGUGUCGUUUGUCAAUCUGUUUGCUGGCCCGAAGCACUACCGUGGACUGGUCAUCCCCGAAACCGAUGAGUAUGCUGCAUAUCACAAGUGGGUGGCGGCAUUCUCGCAGCAUCCCCUGUAUACUGCUUUCCAGUCCUCCGACGAGGCUAUUGUGCAGGGUAUGAAGAAGUUUAUCCUCUGAAAGCAGACACCUUUGGACACAAAAUACCUCCAUGUGUCCAUGUUUUAUUAGUAUUUAUGAAACCAAUAAAUAACAACCUUACG